AUGGAUCCUAUGGAUAUCAACAACUUGCUUACCAAAGAAGGUGAUAAAACUUCUUCAAGCCAUCGUGUAACUUCUUCACUAAUGCUUCCCAAUUGGCGCGAUGAUUUCUUGACGAAAACGGUUUAUCAUACUAUGGCAGAAGUCAAUGAAACUGAUCAAGCCCCCACCGUUGAUCCCAAAACCCCAAACCUAGACGAUUCAACAACAUCAUCCCAACCAAAGCCCGAACAAAUCACCACAAUCAAUGUUGCAAUCCCCAUCCCCGAUAUGGGACCGCAACUUCAAGUUGUGGUGGAAGAGUUUAUUCUAAAAAGCGGCUCGGACGAUGACGAAGUGCGUACAGCCGCGAGGAAUGAUCUGAGAGAUUUUAUUGAGCGCGAAGAGAUAGGGAUUACGACGUUGCUGGUUGUGGUUAAGUAUGCUCAUGAGGUUAAGAAUGCUUAUUUGUUGGAUGCUUUUUGUGAAAGGGUGGUGGAUUUGAUCAAGGACAAGAAGGUGGUGGAGGUUAGAGAGAUUCUUGGUAUAGUUAAUGAUUUUACACCGGAGGAAGAACAGGCUCUUCGUGAUGAGCAUCCUUGGGCUUUUGAAGAUUAGGGUUUUUGUUGAAUGUUGGUGGUUUAAUUAUAG
This is a messenger RNA of Helianthus annuus (common sunflower), 627 nucleotides long. Its product is annotated as SKP1-like protein 11. Bases 1 to 594 code for a protein of 197 amino acids. Gene Ontology annotation, biological process: SCF-dependent proteasomal ubiquitin-dependent protein catabolic process. Gene Ontology annotation, molecular function: cullin family protein binding. The record is from RefSeq and is a predicted model, not a curated record. NCBI's taxonomy places the organism in Eukaryota, Viridiplantae, Streptophyta, Magnoliopsida, Asterales, Asteraceae. The transcript has a single exon. Gene Ontology annotation, cellular component: cytoplasm; nucleus.